Messenger RNA from Ilex paraguariensis (yerba mate), 309 nucleotides. The record is from the annotation of a GenBank genome assembly. NCBI's taxonomy places the organism in Eukaryota, Viridiplantae, Streptophyta, Magnoliopsida, Aquifoliales, Aquifoliaceae.
AUGGUGAGAACUGCUCUUCUUUUUGCCUCUGGGUUUCAGUCAAUCCUAUUGAUCGAGCAAGCAGCGGUUGAGAUUCAAGCUAAGGAUGCGGGGGUCUCUCUAAACUCAGAUCAAAACCUGUCGGUUGAGAAAGCUGCCCCUAUUCCUAUUCCUCAAGCUGAUUUUACCCCUCAAAUCCAAGCUACCCCUACUCCUAUCGAUGUCGCUCCUGCCACUCAGGCUGAUGCAUCAUCUGCUCCUAUCGACGAUGUUCCUACUCCUCAGAGCAAUGUCUCCUCUGUUUAUGCUGAUAUCGUUCCUGUUCCUUAG